AUGGGCAGUCUUCAAGAUCAAGCCUUCAAGAAGGGCCGCAAUGCCUCCACAAUAGUCGAGGUUGGAGGAGCACCAGAUAUCCAAAGUCCAGGCUCUUCUCUUCGUACGAGGAGAGAUGAUACAUAUUUUCAGGCUAUCCGGGCCCAUCCAGCCGCCUUCACGUGGUGUAUGUAUAUCGUCUGGGUAUUGCUCAGCUCGAACUACAUCAAUACUGCGGGUGGUUCAGUUCUGGGAAUUCCUCGUUUCAGAAAGGAUUUUGGUAGCCCAUAUGAAGGCAACUAUGUUCUUCCGGCAGCAUGGCAGUCUGCAUAUUUCGGUGCUCCCUCAGCAGCGGGUGUGUUGGGAGCUAUGGGAUCGGCUACACUCUCAGACAAAAUAGGGCGCAAACCUGUUCUUGGGUUGGGCUUUCUCGUCAAAGCUAUCUCGACCACUCUGCAGGUGGUAGCAACGACCAACUCAGUCUUUUUUGGAGCAAUGGUUCUUAACGGAAUCAGCUCCGGAAUACUUACAACGAUGGCCUUUACCUACAUCGGAGAGGUCGCCCCCAUAGCUUUACGUGGUGUUAUCACGGCAGGUGCACCCAUAGCAAUCUGCUUCGGUGGCCUAUGUGCUGCGAUCCUGGUCAACUACGCAGGAACACAGGAUUCUCGCUGGGCAUACCGAACUGGAUUUGUUUCCGAAUACGGGUUUGUGGUAGUGUCCGCCGUUUUGCUCCCACUCAUGCCAGAAUCACCCUGGUGGCUCGUCGGUCGCGACAAAACGAGUCAGGCGCUCAAAAUGCUUCAGAGACUGAGUUACAGUGAGGUUGAGGCCGAACGACAAGUCAAGACAAUUAUCGAUACACUUGAGAAAUCAAGGAUGGAGACUUCAGGUGCUAGCUAUAUCGACUGCUUCCGUCGAUCCAAUUUACGACGGACUAUCAUAUCCGUCGCUCCUUCGUCGAUCCAAGCACUUUCUGGAGUGGUGUUUGUUGCAAGCUAUUCCACGUACUACCAGCAACUUGCCGGCUUCAGUACUCGAAUGAGCUUCCGUCUCUUUAUUACUCAACAGAUCCUUUCUAUUUUUGGAAACUUUUGCUCCUGGUUUCUGAUUGAUCGAGCUGGAAGAAGGGGCUUGACUAUCUGGGGUGUGGCACUACUUGCGAUCGUGCUUUUGAUUACAGGAGCCCUAGCAGUGGUGGCCACCCCCGGCACAAUCAAGGGUACUGUUGCUUUAAUUUUGCUGUACUGCUAUCUUUACAACGCAACCAUUGGCGCCUCGGCUUUCACCGUCAUGACUGAGACCGCAACGCCACGACUUCGUGCCAAAACGGCAUCUCUUGCCUUUGUUUUCCAAAGUGCACUCUUCACUAUGUGGGGAUUUGUGCUUCCAUAUCUGUUUAACCCAGACAAGGCCAACCUGGGUGCGAAAGUGGCUUUCAUUUUUGGAGGUCUCAGCGUGCUUUGCUUAAUAUACCUCUGGCUUUGUCAGCCUGAAACUACAGGGCUAUCGUACGAAGAGCUCGACGAAUUAUUUAUCAACCGUGUCCCAACCAGGAAGUUUCAGGAUUAUCGCAAGCACCAGACAGCGCAAGCUUAA
Messenger RNA from Exophiala aquamarina CBS 119918, 1578 nucleotides. RefSeq lists its product as uncharacterized. The transcript has 3 exons. Gene Ontology annotation, cellular component: membrane. Bases 1 to 1578 code for a protein of 525 amino acids. The record is from RefSeq and is a predicted model, not a curated record. Gene Ontology annotation, molecular function: carbohydrate:proton symporter activity. Gene Ontology annotation, biological process: transmembrane transport; carbohydrate transport. Lineage: Eukaryota; Fungi; Ascomycota; Eurotiomycetes; Chaetothyriales; Herpotrichiellaceae.